Miscanthus lutarioriparius is the source of this 1140-nucleotide messenger RNA. Lineage: Eukaryota; Viridiplantae; Streptophyta; Magnoliopsida; Poales; Poaceae. The record is from the annotation of a GenBank genome assembly.
AUGAAGGACCGCCACCUCUCGCUGAACCAGACGCAGCGGGUCCGCCUCGAGGCCGCGCUCCACGAGCUCCAGUCCCUUGCGCCCGCCGCCGCGUCCGCCGCCGCCGUCACCGUCGCGGACACCAUUCCCGUCAAUCAGGAGGACAACAUCCUCAAGGGGCACGGGACGUCGGACCAGGACGGGGAGGUGGUGGCGACGCUCUGCGGGGUGGUGGAGCGGGUCAACAAGCUGGUCUACGUCCGCACUCUCCGGGCGAGAUACAAGCCAGAGGUUGGUGAUAUCAUAGUUGGCCGUGUCAUUGAGAUUGCUCCUAAGCGCUGGAGGUUGGAGAUCAAUUUUAGCCAAGAUGCUGUUCUGAUGCUUUCGUCUAUGAACUUGCCCGAUGGUAUUCAGAGAAGGAGAACUGCUGUUGAUGAGCUUAAUAUGCGGAGUAUCUUUGAAGAAAAUGAUGUUAUCUGUGCUGAAGUUCGCGGUUUUCAGCAUGAUGGAUCUCUGCACCUACAGGCAAGGAGUGAAAAGUAUGGAAAGCUCGAGAGGGGUCAGUUGCUGAUGGUACCUCCAUACUUGGUUAAACGAAAGAAGCAGCAUUUUCAUCAUCUUGAGCAGUACAAUGUCGACUUGAUUCUUGGUUGCAAUGGAUUCAUCUGGGUUGGUGAGCAUGUUGUGGUGGGUGAAAAAACAAAACCGACAGGAGGUCAGCAGAGGUUCAGCACUGAAGCAGAGAAUUUUACCCCAUUAGAGACGAGGAAGCACAUUUGCCGGCUUGCCAAUGCUGUACGUGUGCUCUCAGCCCUAGGAUUCACUUCGACUGUUGAACUGAUAAUCGAGACCAUGGAAGCAAGUGUAUCAUCAAAUGUAGAGAUAAAUGACAUGCUCGGUGCUGAAUUUUAUGUCCAGACGGCAGAGAGAGAGGCUAAGCGUCGAGCUGAUCUGUUGAGAAAGAAGAAUGGGGCAAGGACUCUUGAGAUAAAAUGUUUGGUGGACGCUUAUGUAUGGAGUGAUGCAGAGGACCCCAAUCUUUAUGGCGAAUGGGAUUUUGAGGAGUGGAAGAAAGCGCAUAUGAAGGAUUUCCUUGCGAUGACGAAUGGUUUCAUGCAUGAACUCGAACAACUGAAUCCAAGACCGGGUGGAGACCUCUGA